Exophiala aquamarina CBS 119918 is the source of this 216-nucleotide messenger RNA. RefSeq lists its product as uncharacterized. NCBI's taxonomy places the organism in Eukaryota, Fungi, Ascomycota, Eurotiomycetes, Chaetothyriales, Herpotrichiellaceae. Gene Ontology annotation, biological process: regulation of DNA-templated transcription. Gene Ontology annotation, molecular function: DNA-binding transcription factor activity. The transcript is spliced from 2 exons. The record is from RefSeq and is a predicted model, not a curated record. The annotation marks the transcript as partial.
UCCAACCAUGGUUUGCGACACCAUCCUCACCAUGGCCCUUGUGAUGCGUGCGAGCGUGGUAAAAAGAAGAAAAGAAAGGAGCAAAACCGGAAGGCACAGCGUAAUCACCGUCUCCGCAGUGAAACCAAACUUGACCAAUUGCGGACCAUGGUGCAAUCACAGACCCAAGAAAUAGCGGCGCUGAAGGAGGUCAACUGUCUCCUUGAAAAAGAUCUG